Messenger RNA from Salvelinus fontinalis (brook trout), 3285 nucleotides. RefSeq names its product rho guanine nucleotide exchange factor 18-like. Bases 165 to 2837 code for a protein of 890 amino acids. Gene Ontology annotation, molecular function: guanyl-nucleotide exchange factor activity. Gene Ontology annotation, biological process: regulation of Rho protein signal transduction. Lineage: Eukaryota; Metazoa; Chordata; Actinopteri; Salmoniformes; Salmonidae. The record is from RefSeq and is a predicted model, not a curated record. Gene Ontology annotation, cellular component: plasma membrane. The transcript has 18 exons.
AGAUGUAGAAAAAACGAGAGAGAGAAAAGGAAACGGGCAUGUGUGCUCUCUAGAAUGUACUUAAUCAAGAGUCGGGUGGGCAUAUAAAGCCAUGUGUGUAUCGGUCUCCGUGACUAUAGUGCGAGCAGCAGCAUCACCUCUACUCCUGCGAGACAGACGACACUAUGGAGCUAGAGGUUAACAAGGGGGUUGGUCGGGCCAGACCUGCCCGGAGUAGGGUCAAUGUCUGGGGGCCCUCCUGGGCUCUGUCUGGCCGUCUGGGGGUCCGGGUGCUGAUGCACAGAGACCACCUCACCUGUCACUUCCUGCAGGGUUCUCUGCCUCGCUUCUGGCUGCAGCGUUACUGGGGCAAGCAGCGCUUUUGCCAUCUCUCAUCCUUCUCUCGUCUUUUCCCAGCCCUGAGGGAGCGGAACAAGUCCUCGCUGGCUCCUGAGGGCCCCUCCGGCUCGCCGCAAGUCCCAGACAUGACCCUCAGCCCACGGAGACCCAGUGCUCAGCCUGCUGCCUCCAGCAGCUCUUCCUCCAGCAACAGUCACAUUGCUGCAGCCAGCCUCAACCUCAACCACAGCCACAACAGCAGCUCUGGAUCCCUCCCGGGGGACAUGGACGAGAUGGACAGCCUCCGCUUCGGGAUCAAGCGCUUCAACGAGUAUGCGGUGUCCCUGACCCCUUCCACCACUGACUCCAUCAUCGUAGAGGACGCAUACUACUCUGCGGUUCAAGCUGAUCUGGAGUCAGAUGCCCAGGACUUGGAUGUGGAGUCAUGGAGCCUGGCUGUGGACCAACAGUACCUGAAGAAACACACCAAGGAGAUGGUCAAGAGACAGGACGUCAUCUAUGAGUUGAUGCAGACAGAGAUGCAUCACGUACGGACCCUGAAGAUCAUGUUGCGUGUGUACGUGAGGGAGCUGAAAGAGCACCUGCAGAUGGAUGAGCGGUGUCUGGACUGUCUGUUCCCGCGCCUGGAGAGCCUACUGGAGCUACACACACACUUCCUGUCCCACCUCAAAGAGCGGCGCCGAGACGCCACGCAGCCCGGCAGCGACAAGAACUACAACAUACAGAGACUCGCUGACAUCCUCACCGCACAGUUUUCAGGUGAGAGAGGGGAGCGGAUGAAGGAGAGCUAUGGUGAUUUCUGUAGCCGCCACACAGAGGCUGUCAGCUACUACAAGGAGCAGCUGCACAACAAGAAGUUCCAAAACCUCAUACGGAAAAUCAACAAUUUGUCAAUUGUGAGAAGAUUAGGAGUGACAGAGUGUAUUCUCCUGGUGACACAGCGCAUCACGAAGUACCCAGUGCUGGUGGAACGCAUUGUGCAGAACACAGAAGUGGGCACAGAGGAGCAUGAGGAGCUGACAAGGUCUCUGGGUCUGAUCAAAGACUGCAUCGUCCAGGUUGAUGCCCAGGUCAACCUCCAUCAGAAGGCCUCGCGUCUCCGAGAUAUCGCCCACAAGAUAGAGCCCAAGUCUCUGGGCAAGAUCAAAGAUGGCCAUGUGUUCCGCGGAGAGGACCUGGCCCUGGGCGGACGCAGGCUGCUGCACGGUGGGACCGUCAACCACAAGGCUGCCUCUGGCAGACUCAAAGAUAUUCUCGCUGUGCUGCUGUCAGAUGUCCUGUUGUUACUCCAAGAGAAAGACCAGAGAUAUGUCUUCUCUACUGUGGACAACAAGCCGUCAGUGAUCUCCCUCCAGAAGUUGAUUGUGAGGGAGGUGGCCCACGAAGAGAAGGCCAUGUUCCUAAUCUGUGCCUCCCCCAAUGAGCCUGAGAUGUACGAGAUCCACACCGCCUCCAAGGAGGAGCGCAAAACCUGGAUGACACACCUCCGCCAGGCAGUGGAGAGUUGUCAACACACAGAGAGGCUCUUCAGUGAGGAGGAGGACGCUCGAGCCGGCAAAUUCAAAGAGCGCCAAGAUAGUCUGAGCCAGAAGGAUGGCCAGAACGUGGCAGGUCUGACAGAGAAGCUGCAGCUGUUUGCAGACAUGGCAGAGUCCGUGGCUGGUCUUGAGGAUAUGGCCUCACGCGCCCAUCUGCUGCUGCGUGGUGAUGCCUCAGACCUCCACCAGGGGGAGACGCUGCUCAAGGGAGCCAUCACUGAAGUGGAGAACCUUCAGAACCUGUUGUCUGGUGUGACAGAGCUAGCGCCACGUCCAGAGGAGGGGUUAGGGUCCGGGGCUAUGCCCAGGGGGGCAGACACCUUCGAGGGCUACGACAGCAGCCCCACCAUCCUCAACAAGAAAGGCAGUGUGAAGAAGAAGAACUACAGUGGAGGGGACAAGGCCAGAGACAGGAGCCAGAGAGCCCGCGCUGACACCCAGCUUAAGGAGAUUCAGGCCAGCCAGACCCUGGAGCAGCCACCGUUCUUUGACCUGGUGUUGAUGCUGUCUCAGAGACUCUACAGCCUGCAGGCCAUUAUCACCCAGCAAGACAGCCACAUCAAGCUGCAGCGCACCUCCCUCACUGAGCGUGCCUCCUUCCCCGGCCGUCACCGCGGCAAUGUGCUCCUGAAGCAGGAGAAACAGAGGACGCUGGCCCUGCAGAGGGAGGAGCUGGCCAGCUUCCACAAGUUAAAAUUACUGCACCGACAGGAGCAGGCUCGUUGGGAGAGGGAGCGGGAGCGCCACCGGUUGCAGGCAGAGGCCGCAGAGGACAGGCUGAGGCAGAGAGAGGAGGAGUGCAGGAGGCUGGAGGAGAAGAGAGAGGAGCUGGAGAGACAGAGGGAGAUGUACCAACAGGAUCUGGAGAGACUGAGGGAGUCGACCCGCAACGUGAAGAAGGAACACCUGGAGCAAGACAAUCGAGAUUCGAGAAGAAAGAUGAGUUCAAGUGGAAAGUGAGUGUGUCAGAGUAAAAUGACAUGACCUAUAGAAAAUAAAAGAUGGAGGCGUUUUCCGUUCAUUCCAUUCACCACGGAGCUCCGCUGACUAUACCUGUUUCGGAUUAUCUUUGGCGUUGCAUUUGAGGCGCUGUCGAUUCCAAGGUGAUGAAUCCUGGCCCAGGUUCGGAAUUGCAUUCGCUGAUGUUGGCAUUCGAAAUGGCUUUGUGAAAUGAUAACCUAUAUUUAGAGGCUUCAAUUGGGCCUACAUAUUAUUAAGGCUAUGGUUUUGAUUCCUUUGAUGCAUUUGAUUUAUCAACAAAGAAUUUUGUUGUAAUUGAGGGACAAUUUUCUUUUACGAUUUGAAUAAAAUUGAUCAGACAUUUCGUAAAUUCAAAUGCACAUUUUUACUCCUUUUUAGCACCCUGGCAGAUUAACUUGACUAAAUAAAAUAAUUGUUCCCCUGAUAA